Glossina fuscipes is the source of this 2455-nucleotide messenger RNA. It is a transcript of the gene ABCB7, whose product is annotated as ATP-binding cassette sub-family B member 7, mitochondrial. The transcript has 9 exons. Gene Ontology annotation, biological process: intracellular iron ion homeostasis; transmembrane transport. Bases 81 to 2243 code for a protein of 720 amino acids. The record is from RefSeq and is a predicted model, not a curated record. Lineage: Eukaryota; Metazoa; Arthropoda; Insecta; Diptera; Glossinidae. Gene Ontology annotation, cellular component: mitochondrial inner membrane. Gene Ontology annotation, molecular function: ATP hydrolysis activity; ATP binding; ABC-type transporter activity.
AAAACGUAGAUAAUAGGACAGAAACGCUACGGAAGAAAAAAUUUGGACUUUUCGUGGGAGUUCUUUAAAUUUAACAAAAUAUGGCUGGACUGGUCCAUUUGGCACGGAUUUGCAGUAAAACGAAAUGUCACGAUAAACUCCUCUUGUCAAGCGUGAAUAACAGCAAUAAUCAUAUCACCGGCCAACGUGUAGCAAAAACUUUGUUAAUUUGUUCACGUACUGCUUUUAGCAGUGUGGGCGAUGGCGCUUCUGUAAAAACAACGGAGAGAAAGAAGGUGACACCUUUUACUCCCACGCCCGACAAACUGCUUGGUGGAGUUUUCCUUAAGAAAGUGCCUAAAGGUCCAGCCCAGCAAGUACAAACGCCUAAAACCCAAACACAACCACCGUUACGACAAUGUCACAUUCAUCUAGGAGGUAUUGGUGAUGGGGGUACUAGUCUGGGUAAACUGGAUGCACCUGAGGUCACAUCACAGGAUAUGUUAAGAGCCAUGAUGGCUUAUAUAUGGCCCAAAGAGGAUGCCCUAGUGAGAAAAAGAGUGGCUAUAUCUUUGGGCUUAUUAGCUGGUUCCAAGGUGUUGACGGUUUGCGUACCAUUUCUUUUUAAAGGGGCCGUAGAUACUUUGGGCACUUUGACAAUGGACACGCCAACUGAUACUGUAUUAUCCGUAGCUACUGCCAUGUUAAUAGGAUAUGGCAUUGCUCGUGCUUGCGCUGCUGGUUUUAAUGAAUUACGUAAUGCUGUUUUCGCCAAAGUCGCUCAUCAUUCCAUACGCAAGAUAGCCACGAACGUUUUUUUACAUUUACAUCACUUGGACUUGGCCUUUCAUUUGAAUAAACAAACUGGGGCUUUAUCUAAGACGAUUGAUCGCGGUUCCAGGGGAAUUAAUUUUGUCCUAUCUGCUAUGGUUUUCAACAUAGUGCCCACUGUUUUUGAAUUGGCUUUAGUUUCCAGUAUAUUAGGCUUAAAGUGUGGCCUUGCUUUUGCCGGCGUCUCUAUGGGGUGUGUGGGUGUCUAUGCUGCUUAUACCUUAUCGGUUACGCAGUGGCGGACUAAGUUUCGCGUGUACAUGAAUCAAGCCGAAAACGAGGCCGGUAACAAGGCUGUAGAUUCUUUAAUCAACUAUGAAACUGUAAAAUAUUUUAACAAUGAAAAGUUCGAGGCAUCCCGUUAUAAUGACGUUCUAAAGAAAUAUGAAUCGGCCAGUUUGAAAACCAGUACUAGUUUGGCGCUUUUAAAUUUUGGACAAAAUGCUAUUUUCAGUACAGCUCUUAGUUUGAUAAUGGUGUUGGCGGCCCAAGAAAUCGCCCAAGGCAAUAUGACUGUCGGCGACUUGGUUAUGGUCAAUGGCUUGCUCUUUCAACUGAGCAUACCUCUCGGUUUUCUAGGAAGUGUAUAUCGCGAGGUACGCCAAGCUCUAUUGGACAUGCAAUCAAUGUUUACGUUAAUGAAUGUAGACAGCCGUGUGCGGACGCCAAUUAACGCUCCUCCGUUGGUAUUGGGUCCAACUAACGCCUCCAUUGAAUUUCGAAACGUAUCGUUUGAAUAUGAACUUGGCAAACCAAUAUUCAAAGAUCUAUCGUUUACGAUACCGGCUGGUAAAAAUAUUGCUUUCGUAGGUGGUUCAGGAUCAGGAAAGUCAUCUAUGGUCCGUUUGCUAUUUCGUUUCUUUGAGCCAAAUACGGGAAUUAUUUCAAUUAACGGUCAGGAUAUCUCUAAAGUGGAUAUUGAGAGUUUAAGAAAAACGAUAGCUGUAGUGCCGCAGGACUCUGUUCUAUUCCACGAUACCAUUUUACACAACAUUCACUAUGGCAAUCUCAGCAAACCGAUGUCCGAGGUAGAGAACGCUGCUCGUAUGGCUGAUUUGCAUGAAAAUAUCAUGCGUUGGCCUAAAAAAUAUCAAACUCAGGUAGGCGAAAGGGGUCUCAAAUUGUCGGGCGGAGAGAAACAACGCGUAGCGAUAGCUCGGGCCAUAUUGAAAAAUGCGCCUAUUUUAAUAUUUGAUGAGGCCACUAGCAGCUUAGAUUCCAUAACCGAGCAUAAUAUCUUGCAAGCCUUGUCUCGUGCGACUAAAGGACGUACAAGUAUUUGUAUAGCUCAUCGCUUAUCUACGGUCAUGGAUGCCGAUGAGAUUUUAGUACUUGAAAACGGUCGUGUUGGCGAACGGGGCAAUCACGCCGAAUUGCUUAAGAAAAAUGGUCUAUACGCACGUUUAUGGGAAACACAAACGCAGCAAUUUUGAUCCUAAACUACAUCUGCUUAAGAAAGCAAAAAUGCAAUAUAAACACUAAAAUGUACAUAUUCACACACAUUUACAUAUUUUCAAGUAAGCUAUAUUAACGAAAUGUUACGAACUGCCUCGUUAUUAAUUAAGCAAUGUCGAUAUCUAUGUUUAUGUGCUUUUUGAAACCACAGAAAAAUUUGUAGAAAGUUUUUAAUUUUAAAAACAUUUAU